This is a messenger RNA of Phaeodactylum tricornutum CCAP 1055/1, 1298 nucleotides long. RefSeq names its product COP9 SigNalosome subunit 4 (gene CSN4). The coding region runs from base 81 to 1298 and encodes 405 amino acids. Gene Ontology annotation, cellular component: cytosol; COP9 signalosome. The transcript has a single exon. NCBI's taxonomy places the organism in Eukaryota, Bacillariophyta, Bacillariophyceae, Surirellales, Neidiaceae. The record is from RefSeq and is a predicted model, not a curated record.
CGUCGGUCUACUGCCUCGGGCCGUCCUUUCGAACGAUCGAAACCCUUCAUCUCGUCAUCCCCCUUCUCGCUAGUUCACCCAUGGAAGCCUUGGUGCGUACCAUCGAUACGGCGAUAGUCAAUUGCGACUUUGUGACGCUAGCGAGCGUCUUUUCCGAUCGUGGCACCACCGAUUCCUGGCACGCCGUCGGGCAGGGCGAACAACGUUCGGUGGCGGCCCAUUUUGUCCAAGCAGUCGUCGCGAACGAAGCCUUUCUCGUCCAAGCCCUCUCCAAUAGUACUAACAGUAUAAGUGUAGAAGACUUCAUGAUUGCAGCCUUGAAUCAUUUACCCGCGACGGUCGACCGAGCCGCCGACAAUACACUAAGGCAGCGGCUCUUUGACGCCAAGAUCAAUCGAGACGACGUCGACUACGUCGGCGCCGCCCAAAUUCUGGCGGGCAUGCGGAUGGACGACGAUCCGCAGUCGAUCUACUACCUCACAGCCUCGGCACGGACGGAUGUGUACGUCAAGAUUGCCGAGUGUUUCCUCGCCGAAGACCACGUGGUGGAGGCGGACGCUGCCGUCACCAAGGCCGGCACGGUGGCCGAGGCCAUCCCGGACAAGGCGGCACACACAGCACUUCUCCUGCGCUACAAAAGUACGUACGUCCGAGUACUAGACGCCAACCGAAAAUUCCUAGCUGCUGCCCAACGGUAUCACGAAUUGAGUCAAUCCGGGGGGGAUUUGAUCGACGCCGACGACUUACUCCAGCUCCUCGGCCGGGCCGUUACCUGCGCCAUUCUCGCUCCCAACGGUCCGCAACGACAGCGCGUGCUCGCGCAUAUUGUGGAAGACCCCCGUUUACCGCAACUGGAUCAAAUAGAUGCCUUUGCCACGCACCGGACGAUUCUGCAAAAAAUGUGCCGCCACCAGAUUCUCCCCCGCGCCCAACUCGAAACCUUUGAAGCAUCCUUGGCGGAACACCAAAAGGCCAUCAUGGGGGACGGUCUCACCAUUAUGGAGCGGGGUGUUGUCGAGCACAACAUGAUGGCCGUUUCGAAACUUUACCGCACUAUUUACAUGGACAAGCUCGCGCACAUUUUGGAUUUACCGGUACCCAAAGCCGAAGCCUUGGCCGCCAAAAUGAUCACGGACGGAUCCUUGAAAGCCUGCUUGGACCAAGUAGAAGGAUUACUGGAGUUUCAAACACCCGAACCACCGACCCAACGCUGGGAUCGAAAUAUUACCAGCCUGUGCGUUGAACUCAAUCAAGUGGCGGAGGAAAUCACAGGUUUUCGAUCCCGACAAGGAUUGUAG